AUGGCUGAUUUCACUCCGAAAUACUCAAUCAUCCUCCCAACUUACAAUGAGAAAGAGAACUUGCCAAUUUGCAUUUGGCUUAUUGAGAAAUAUCUGAAAGAGGUCUCAUACGAGGUGAUCAUCGUCGACGACGCCUCUCCAGAUGGUACCCAAGACGUCGCCAGACUUCUCCAAAAGGAAUACGGAGAGAAUAAGAUACUUUUGAAACCACGUGCCGGAAAGUUGGGUCUCGGCACCGCCUAUUCCCACGGUCUAUCGUUCGCACGUGGUGAUUUCAUUAUUCUAAUGGACGCCGACUUGUCACAUCAUCCAAAAUUCAUUCCGGAAAUGAUCGCGUUACAGCAGAAAUAUAAACUCGACAUUGUGACUGGAACUCGCUACAAAGCCGGCGGAGGUGUUAGUGGAUGGGAUUUGAAGCGUAAAACGAUCAGUAAAGGCGCCAAUUUCUUGGCUCAAUUCCUUUUGAAUCCAGGAGUCUCUGAUUUGACUGGAUCGUUCCGCCUUUAUAAAAGAGAUGUUCUGGCGAAGUUGAUCGCCGAAAGUGUUAGCAAGGGAUACGUUUUUCAGAUGGAAAUGAUGUUCCGCGCGAAAAAGUCGGGCUACCGCAUCGGUGAAGUGCCCAUCACGUUCGUCGAUCGAUUCUUUGGAGUGUCGAAACUCGGAAGUCAGGAAAUUGUCGAUUACGCCAAGGGGCUCUUGUAUCUGUUCGCUUUCGUUUGGUGA
This is a messenger RNA of Caenorhabditis remanei, 723 nucleotides long. RefSeq lists its product as uncharacterized. Gene Ontology annotation, molecular function: dolichyl-phosphate beta-D-mannosyltransferase activity. The record is from RefSeq and is a predicted model, not a curated record. The transcript is spliced from 3 exons. Lineage: Eukaryota; Metazoa; Nematoda; Chromadorea; Rhabditida; Rhabditidae. Bases 1 to 723 code for a protein of 240 amino acids. Gene Ontology annotation, biological process: GPI anchor biosynthetic process; protein O-linked glycosylation via mannose. Gene Ontology annotation, cellular component: endoplasmic reticulum membrane.